CCCCCGCCCACCCCGCGCCCCCGCCGCCGUUCGCCGCUUCCCCUCGUCGGAGCGGCCGCCCGCCCGUCCGAGGCCGCGGGGUGGGGGGGGCGGCCUGCCGGCGUCUUCGCGGCGAUCAAGGACGAUCGGGAAGGGGAGCGGCCGGGAUGGCGCGCCCGCGGCCCCGCGAGUACAAGGCGGGCGACCUGGUGUUCGCCAAGAUGAAGGGCUACCCGCACUGGCCGGCCCGGAUCGACGAGCUCCCGGAGGGAGCCGUGAAGCCUCCGGCGAACAAGUACCCGAUCUUCUUCUUCGGCACCCACGAGACCGCCUUUCUCGGCCCCAAGGACCUCUUCCCGUACAAGGAGUACAAGGACAAGUUCGGGAAGUCCAACAAGCGGAAAGGGUUCAAUGAAGGCUUGUGGGAGAUAGAAAACAACCCAGGAGUCAAGUUCACUGGAUACCAGGCCAUCCAGCAGCAGAGCUCCUCGGAGACGGAGGGGGAGGGCGGCAACACGGCGGACGCGAGCAGCGAGGAGGAGGGCGACCGGGUGGAGGAGGACGGCAAGGGCAAGAGGAAGAACGAGAAGGCCGGCUCCAAGCGGAAAAAGGCCUACGCCUCGAAGAAAUCCUCUAAACAGUCGCGGAAAUCUCCAGGAGAUGAGGAUGACAAGGACUGCAAAGAAGAGGAGAACAAAAGCGGCUCGGAGGGCGGGGACGCCGGCAAUGACACGAGAAACACAAGUUCAGACUCGCAGAAGACCAGCGAAGGGACCUAACCACCGCCACGGCGCGGCGUUGAGAGAAGCCGCCGAAAGGGCGUGCGUUUGCUUGUCUACUACUCGAUUCCGUGUGAGCCGACACGGCCCUCGUCGCCCCGACGCAGCCGCCGUGGGCGCCCACGUCACUCACAGUCCCCUCUGUCUGUGUUUAGGGAAAGGGAAGAAAAAGACGUUUUAGCCUUUUUUUAAGGUUGUUGAUUUAAUUUCAUGUUAUUUGGUUGCAUGAGGUUGCCCUUAACCACUAAGGAUUAUCAAGAUUUUUGCACAAACUUAAACUUGUGUCUAGGAUCCUUUUAUCAAGGCAGUUAUGUUCUUAACUCUCCUGCCUCUACUCCGCCAGCACCAGACACUCAGACGAAUACAAAUUUGCAUUUUAAAAAAGUGGCCAUUCCACACGAUGUGUGUCUCCUCUCUGCGGCAGAACCUGGGAGCCGGUCCCUAGACAGGCGAUGUUGGCGUAAUGGAAGAUGGAAUUGAAAACCGCUCUUCAUUUCUGAGGCCAUGUGUAAAGUUUAAUCACACUGUAAAAUAUCUAUUAUUCCGUAUUAGAAAUAGCCAGUUGACAGCUUACCCUUCUCAGAGGUCCUGUCGUCAUGUCCACAAACUCGGUUUCUCCAUGUGAAGUCAGUGAGUCCUUCUGUGUUCCUCCCACCUAAAGGCCACACUCCCCUCGGCCCCACUGCCACCCCGGUGGGAGCGCGUCCCUCAGCCUCUAGCGCUGGGGUUCAGCGGCAGCCCCACGGGAAACCAGACAGAGCGUCGGCCUUUAGGCAUGGGCUCUCCAGACGGCCUUGUUUUCUUUCGGAGUUAGAGUUAGAGUAGUUGCUCUCCACCCACGAUCCAUCAUUCUGUGUACAUUAUUGUUGCUCUUGUGAUAAUAGAGAAUUUUAUUUAUUUUUAUGCCAGCUUCUAUUGUGAGGACACAUUUAGUCAGUUUGGGUUUUCUCCUCAAUCCUGUUAUGCUUGUCCUUGGAACAUAUUUCGCGUACUCGAGGUUUGUAGUUGAAAAGUUUACUGUAAAAAAAAAAAAUCAAAAACAAAAAAAAUGUAUUGUUUUUACAGAAUAAAUUUAUUGGAAUGUGUACCUGGGAGUAAGAUUUGAGGUUGUAAACAGCUAAGUUAGUGUAAUUUGGCUUCAUAUAUGUAAUGUGAGGUAUUAAUGUAAUUCAUAUAUUAAAGCAAAAUUUGUUAACAGCAAGUUAACGAGAGA
This is a messenger RNA of Phyllostomus discolor (pale spear-nosed bat), 1971 nucleotides long. RefSeq names its product HDGF like 3 (gene HDGFL3). Gene Ontology annotation, molecular function: double-stranded DNA binding; transcription coregulator activity. The record is from RefSeq and is a predicted model, not a curated record. The coding region runs from base 147 to 758 and encodes 203 amino acids. The transcript has 6 exons. NCBI's taxonomy places the organism in Eukaryota, Metazoa, Chordata, Mammalia, Chiroptera, Phyllostomidae. Gene Ontology annotation, cellular component: nucleus. Gene Ontology annotation, biological process: regulation of transcription by RNA polymerase II.